ACCCUCUGGCCGACUCCGCGGCGGCGGCGGCCUGGGCGGACAGUGUGUAGUGCGCAGGCGCGGAGAAUAGACCUCGCUGCCGCUCCCAUUGCCUCGGGGAGUCGCACCCACGGAGUCCGCCUGCUGGCCAGUCAGUGCUAUCCUCCUGACCCGCCCUCCCCGGCUCCCCCAGCACCCUACGUGCCCCAAUGGCGGAGCUGCGGCCUAGCGGUGCCCCCGGCCCCACUGCGUCCCCGGCCCCUGGCCCUACUGCCCCCCCGGUAUUUGCCUCCCUCUUUCCCCCGGGACUGCACGCUAUCUACGGAGAGUGCCGCCGCCUUUAUCCCGAUCAGCCGAAUCCUCUCCAGGUUACUGCUAUCGUCAAGUACUGGUUGGGCGGCCCAGACCCCUUGGACUAUGUUAGCAUGUAUAGGAAUGUGGGGAGCCCCUCUGUCAACAUCCCCGAGCACUGGCACUACAUCAGCUUCGGCCUGAGCGAUCUCUAUGGUGACAGCAGAGUCCAUGAGUUUACGGGAACAGACGGACCUAGCGGUUUUGGCUUUGAGUUGACAUUUCGUCUGAAGAGAGAAACAGGGGAGUCUGCCCCACCAACAUGGCCAGCGGAGCUGAUGCAGGGCUUGGCCAGAUACGUGUUCCAGUCAGAGAACACCUUCUGCAGUGGGGAUCAUGUGUCUUGGCACAGCCCUUUGGAUAACAGCGAGUCAAGAAUUCAGCACAUGCUGCUGACGGAGGACCCGCAAAUGCAACCUGUGCAAACACCCUUUGGGGUCGUUACCUUCCUCCAGAUUGUUGGCGUCUGUACUGAGGAGCUGCACGCGGCCCAGCAGUGGAAUGGGCAGGGCAUCCUGGAGCUGCUGCGGACGGUGCCCAUUGCCGGCGGCCCCUGGCUGAUAACUGAUAUGCGGAGGGGAGAGACCAUAUUUGAGAUCGAUCCACACCUGCAAGAGAGAGUUGACAAAGGCAUCGAGACAGACGGCUCCAACCUGAGCGGUGUCAGCGCCAAGUGUGCCUGGGAUGACCUGAGCCGGCCCCCUGAGGAUGACGAGGACAGCCGGAGCAUCUGUAUCGGCACACAGCCCCGGCGGCUCUCUGGCAAAGACACGGAGCAGAUCCGGGAGACCCUGAGGAGAGGACUUGAGAUCAACAGCAAACCCGUUCUCCCACCAAUCAACCCUCAGCGCCAGAAUGGCCUCACCCACGACCGGGCCCCGAGCCGCAAAGACAGUCUGGAAAGCGACAGCUCCACAGCUAUUAUUCCCCAUGAGCUGAUCCGCACGCGGCAGCUCGAGAGUGUACACCUGAAGUUCAACCAGGAGUCAGGGGCCCUCAUUCCUCUCUGCCUAAGGGGCAGACUCCUGCAUGGACGGCACUUUACAUAUAAAAGUAUCACUGGUGACAUGGCCAUCACAUUUGUCUCCACGGGAGUGGAAGGCGCCUUUGCCACUGAGGAGCAUCCUUACGCGGCUCAUGGACCCUGGUUACAAAUUCUGUUGACUGAAGAGUUUGUAGAGAAAAUGUUGGAGGACUUAGAAGAUUUGACUUCUCCAGAGGAAUUCAAACUUCCCAAAGAGUACAGCUGGCCCGAGAAGAAGCUGAAAGUCUCCAUCCUGCCUGAUGUGGUGUUCGACAGUCCACUGCACUAGCCUGGGCUGGGCCCUGCAGGGGCCAAGGGGGAACCCAGCUGCUCCCCAGUGACUUCCAGUGUAACAACUGCAGAAAAGAGAGUCCCACAAAUAAAAGGAGACACGUGAGGAUUACUGCGCAGCCACUGCACCUGGUGCCUGGUGGGAUGUCGUGCCCAGGCCUGGGCCCCCACUGACCUCCACUUCCGGGGCCUCAUCCACCCAGCUGGCCAAGCCCGUGUGACCAGGCUAAGGCCCCACUCGCCAGUGAGCGGGUAAAUGCAAACCUUCCCCUUCUGCUGCCGCUCCAGGUUCUGGUUUGAGGUUUGACUUUGCACCCUUGAUGUGCCCCUAGGUUGAGACAGGCUUCACUAUCACCUACCCCGGCAGGGAAGUAGGGACCCACCAAUGCCAAGUGCAGACAUGGGUGCGCUGCCUAGCUCAGCUCUGGAAAGCCUUGGUAGUCAAGCUCCUCUGGCCACAGAACAAUUUCUCCCAUCAUGUUUGGUUUUCUUCCUCAUUUGGUUUUUUAGAAACCGGAUAGCAUUUUAUUGCUGUACGAAGAUGUCGAGAAGCGGUGUAUAUAACGUUUUUUAAACA
Molecule: messenger RNA, 2222 nt
Organism: Trichechus manatus latirostris (Florida manatee)
Lineage: Eukaryota; Metazoa; Chordata; Mammalia; Sirenia; Trichechidae
Gene: SUFU
Product: SUFU negative regulator of hedgehog signaling
Exons: 12
Coding region: 189-1643 (484 amino acids)
Cellular component (GO): cytoplasm; nucleus
Molecular function (GO): transcription factor binding
Source: RefSeq, a predicted model, not a curated record